Molecule: messenger RNA, 2093 nt
Organism: Mytilus californianus (California mussel)
Lineage: Eukaryota; Metazoa; Mollusca; Bivalvia; Mytilida; Mytilidae
Product: agrin-like
Exons: 18
Coding region: 210-1886 (558 amino acids)
Biological process (GO): cell differentiation; multicellular organism development
Molecular function (GO): protein binding
Source: RefSeq, a predicted model, not a curated record
UAAUACUUGGACAGAAUGGUAAUGAAAACCACAAUCUUGCCAAUUUCCGAGAAAUCUUUUGGCAAAGUAAUGAUUUAUAUAUGGAUGUGGUUCUAAAGUAAACAUUUUUAGGUAUACACUUAUCUGAAACAUGACAAAUUACAUAUAAAUAUGUGUUAAAGGCAUUGUAAUAAAGGAAGAAACGUAAGAAAGAUUCUUUUACAUACAACAUGGAUUUCGUUAUAUUGGUACCAGCGAUGAUAGCAGUAAUAUUAAUUCAAUCGUCAACAUCAACCCCUAUUGUAAAGAAGACGUUUGAUUCGCUCUGUGAAAGUGUAUGGGACCCAAUAUGUGGAUCUGAUGGUAGAACAUACCAUAAUAGAUGUUACUUAGCUUUAAAUCCUUACGUCAGCUUCGUGCACCAAGGGAGAUGUCGAUGUACUCAUCUAUAUCAACCUGUAUGUGGUGUUAAUGGAAUCACUUAUAGAAACGACUGUGUUCGCGAUUUAAAUGGAGUAAACUUAGCCUAUGUAGGAACGUGUAUACUAAGCUGUUCCACGGAGUAUUUACCUGUCUGUGGUGUCGAUGGACAAACAUACUACAACAAGUGUUAUUUAAAAGCUGUGGGCGUUGGGUGUGCUUAUGAUGGAAAGUGUGUCCAGCAAUGUCCAAGUGAAUACGACAUUGUCUGUGGCACUGAUGGCCUUCUUUACGUCAAUGACUGCCAUAGGAAAAUGAAUGGAGUUGGUUUAGCAGACAUGUCACUAUGUAAAGAUAAAUGUUCAUUAGAGCUGGUCCCUGUAUGUGGAGUGGAUGGAAGAACCUAUGACAAUGACUGUAUCAGACAAGCAGCUGGAGUUCAGUUAUCAUCAAAAGGGACAUGUCCAGUUAUCUGUACAGAUGAGUAUUCCCCAGUUUGUGGUGUAGAUGGCAACACAUAUGACAACGAUUGUAAAAGACAAAAUGCUGGAGUUCAGUUAGCGUCAGCAGGGGCAUGUCCAGUUAUCUGUACAGAUGAGUAUUCCCCAGUUUGUGGUGAUGAUGGCAACACAUAUGGCAAUGAUUGUAAAAGACAGAAAGCUGGAGUUCAGUUAGCGUCAGCAGGGGCAUGUCCAGUUAUCUGUACAGAUGAGUAUUCCCCAGUUUGUGGUGUAGAUGGCAACACAUAUGGCAAUGACUGUAAAAGACAAAAAGCUGGAGUUCAGUUAGCUUCAACAGGGACAUGUCCAGUUAUCUGUACAGAUGAGUAUUCCCCAGUUUGUGGUGUAGAUGGCAACACAUAUGGCAAUGACUGUAAAAGACAAAAAGCUGGAGUUCAGUUAGCUUCAACAGGGACAUGUCCAGUUAUCUGUACAGAUGAGUAUUCCCCAGUUUGUGGUGUAGAUGGCAACACAUAUGGCAAUGACUGUAAAAGACAAAAAGCUGGAGUUCAGUUAGCUUCAACAGGGACAUGUCCAGUUAUCUGUACAGAUGAGUAUUCCCCAGUUUGUGGUGUAGAUGGCAACACAUAUGGCAAUGAAUGUAAAAGACAGAAAGCUAAAGUUGAACUAGCAUCAACGGGUGAAUGUAAGAAGUCGUGUACAAAUGAUUUUAAUCCUGUAUGUGGUAGUGAUGGCUUAACAUAUAUGAAUCAAUGUUGGCUGAAAGAAGCUGGCGUAGAUGUAAUAUCACAAGGCGAAUGUCCCAAAUGUCCUAGCACAAUGAAUCCAGUCUGCGGGGCUGAUGGGAAAACAUAUGAUAAUGACUGCUGGCUGAAAGAAGCUGGCAUAUCCUUUCAUCAUCAAGGGGAAUGUUGCAAAGGUUACAAACCAGUAUGUGGUGUUAAUAACAGAACUUUCAACAAUGAAUGUGAGCUGAAUCUCAAAGGCAUUGCGAAACAGUAUGAUGGAGUAUGUUUGGCUAAAUGAUAACACUUAUCUGAGAAGAUUUGGAUGAAAUAGAAUAUUAUAUUGUCUCCGUUGGAAGAAGAAGAACCUGCUUUGCAGCCAGUGAAAUAUGGAAUAUCUUAUGUCAGUUAGAAAUCCAGAUUCAUCAUUUAAUUUUGUAUUGAACUACUUCUAUUUUAUAUCUAAUUUGUAUUGUUAUUUUUUAAAUAAAGACUUUUUAAUGUUGAA